Molecule: messenger RNA, 3923 nt
Organism: Limanda limanda (common dab)
Lineage: Eukaryota; Metazoa; Chordata; Actinopteri; Pleuronectiformes; Pleuronectidae
Gene: lrrc41
Product: leucine rich repeat containing 41
Exons: 10
Coding region: 27-1976 (649 amino acids)
Source: RefSeq, a predicted model, not a curated record
AAUGAUACGCAUGCGAAUGUCAAACAAUGGCCGGAGCUGAGCCUCCAUCCCUGAAGGAGGCAUGUUUACAGGCUGUCAGGAAGCACUUUGCUGCUCUGGACACGGAGCAUGUGCUCGAUCUGCCAGCGGCUCUCAUGGAGGAGCUGCUUCCUCAGUUGACUGUAUGUCAACUCGAUGAGAUGCAGCCGGGGCUCAACCAGAGAGGGAUAUCAACUCACUGUGGUUGGGCUGGCAUUCUUAAGGACAUGCAUGGACCUAACUAUGCAGUGGACUUGCUCACUGAAGACGGGGCCAAACAUGAAGUCAUGAGGAUGCUUUUUCCACCCCUAUUUUACGGCCUAACCAACCACUUUGUCGAAAAAAACCUUACAAAUUUAAGCACAUCAUCCUUCAUGUUGGCGGCAGCUAAAUGUAUCAAACAUUUUUUACUCUAUGCAAGCUCCCACAAACCCCUUCAAAGUUUAAUUGCUGAGCAGCAGCCUCUUCUGAACCUUCUAGAGAAGCAGAUCCGGAGUGUUGGAGUGUUGCAGUCCAUUGAUCUUUUAAAGAGGAAGACACAAGCAGCGUUGUACGUUCUCCAUCGACUGCUAGACCACGGUGUGACAAAGAAAAUAGUUGUGGAUGUGCAGUGUCCCAUUGUGCUGGCCUGGCUCCUCCAUGGAAGGGGAUCCCAGUAUGAAAAUCCAGAAUUGAAGAGCCUCAUGCUCAGCAAGAAGGGAAGCUUUGUUUUACAAGCUGUUUCAACCAGUGCAGAUGGGGCCAGUUGCAGUGCUGGUCUUGAGACCAGGGCUUCAGAAGAUGAAGAGGAUCAAGUCAUACCAUGUAAACGCUCCAAGAUGGAUUUUGUGUCAUCAGAGGACGAAUCUGGAAAAGCAAGUUUCCCUGUAGAUCCAAAGGUUCUCUGUGGACCCUUCUCCCGAUGUGAUUAUCCCUCGGCAGGGGCUUGUCCACAGGGACAGAUCGAAUGUCUGGAGGUCAGGCAGUGUGGGUCUGUCUCUCUGAGUGUGCUGAGGAAAAGUCUGCCCACAUUUUUCUGCCUUCGCUCUCUAACUCUUCACAGCUUUGCCACCUUUAGGGACUCGGAUGUGUUGGACCUGGCCAGAGGCCUGAAACAGCUGUCUGAGAGCUCCCGCUGCUCCCUCACUUAUCUUAAUAUCGGCAUCCUGCCAUACACCAAGCUCAUGGAGAUACUGCUGGAUGCAGUCCCCAACGUGACGUCCCUGCACGUGGAGAUCCUCCAUAUGAUGUGGGGACCACAUCAUCACCAGACUGCCAAGUCAGACGUGUCAGAGCUGCCUCUGCAGAAGCUGACAGUCAAAGUAACUGAGCUCCAGACAGAUCUGCACUUCAUCACAUCAGUGCUGAGACGCUCUCCAUAUCUCACCUCACUUCACUUAGCUGGGAUGAAUUUACCAACUGGCUCCUCUCUGAGCCAGCUCCUCAUCACUCUUUCAGAGUCCAAUCACGGCCUGAGGAGUCUGAACUUGGAAGACUUGAAUCUGUCCGAUUGUCUCCCUGACAUCCUCAAUCUACUGAGGAACUGUCAGUUGGAAGAGCUGUGGUGUAAUGAUUGCCGCCUUCUUGAGAAGUGCAGUGACAAGGAGGACGCUUUGCAGCAGUUGGUGUCUGUUCUGAGGACAGUGCCUUCUCUUCACACUCUAAGCCUUGCUCAGAAUCGACUUACCAAGAAUGUGUGCGUGCUGUCCGAGCUGUUCUCAGGAUCCUCUCCCAGCUCAGUGAAGCGACUCAACAUCAGCUACAACUUCAUUCAGCCAGCGGAGCUGCUGGAGUUUGCUCACAGACUGAGAACACAUCGCCCCCCACAGCGACUGACUCUGGACCUCAGGAUGAACCCUGGGGAUCGAGACCCUGACACCUGGAACGCUGCUCUGAACCUGCUCCGUCCACUCUGCGUGCUGCUGCUGGAAAGGUGGAAGUCCACAGACACGAUGGUCGACCACAUCAGCAACAUGUGAACUAAUAUGACUGUAAAUAGUCAGUAUUUUUUGUACAGGUUUUCAUUUUGUCUGUGGUCAGUUUGACUUCAAUACAAGACUUCAAGACAACACUGUUCCGGAUAAAAGCUUCUCUGUCGAGUGUGUGUUCACAGAGCAUGCAGUCAAACUGCAGAGAGCUGGACAAAGCUCCAUAACUGGUUUAGACUAGUUAGUAAAGUUAUGGUAGAAAACAAAUAUUGUUGCCUUGUAAUUAGUUAUUCAUUUUUCACAACUCUGUUAUAUACACUCACUGGACACUUUAUUAUGCACACCUGUUCAAUUGCUUGUUAUCACAAAAUAGCUAAUCAGCCAAUCACAUGGCAGCAACUCAAUGCAUUUAGGCAUCUAGACGUGGUGAAGACGAUUUGCUGAAGUUCAAACCGAGCAUCAAAAUGGGGAAGAAAGGGAUUUAAGUGACUUUGAACGUGGCAUGGUUCACCGACAACUAUCUCUAGGGUUAACAGACAAUGGUCUGAAAAGAGAAUAUAUCCAGGGGGCGGCAGUUGGGUGGGAGAAAAUGCCUUGUUGAUGUCAGGAGAAUGGGCAGAGUGGUUCAAGAUGAUAGAAAGGCAACAGUAACUCAAAUAACCACUCGUUACAACCAAGGUAUGCAGAAUACCAUCUCUGAAUGCACAACAUGUCGCACCUUGAAGCAGAUGGGUUACAGCAGCAGAAGACAACACCAGGUGCCACUCCUGUCAGCUAAGAACAGGAAACUACAAUUCACACAGGCUCACCAAAAUUGGACAAAAGAAGAUUGUAAAAACGUUGCCUGGUCUGAUGAGUCUCGAUUUCAGCUGCGACAUUCAGUUGGUAGGGUCAGAAUUAGUGUCCGAUGAGUGUUUAUUUACCAAGCAUGGUAUUCAAAGUGAGCAGAGUGCAAAAAGAAUAGCAUGUGGUGUUUGACGUUUGAAUCGUUUAUUAAAUCAGCGUCUGUUACAUCUCAAAUUCUCCUCUCGGACAGUGUGAGUGACAGUGGAAAAACCUGGAGGACUGACAUCGAGCUGAAGAGCAGUUUCACAGCAGCUGUCUCACAUUGUAUUUUUUUUAAAUUAUUUAUUUUUUACAUUAGACGAACAGCAUCAACACUGACCACCAAUUCAUCAUUAGAAGGAACCAAGUAGAAAAAACAAUCAGAGAAAAGGGAUUAAAAAGAGCUUCAUGUUUCUCUAAGUAGAUUUUUUUAAAGCUAAAUACUGUAACGUAAGUUUAGUUUGUUCUUAUUGUAUAUUCUUACAUUUGAGUAAAUUCAAGUUGAAGAGAGUGAACACCGGAUGUCUGCAUGCUAAUUGGUUGAUUUGCUGGGCCUAUCUUCAACCAUUACUGACUGUUCAUAAAACAAAGACACUCACAAACACACCGGGCUGCCUCCGAGGCUCCUGAUUCACCAAGCAUUUACCAAAACUAAAAUUGAAAGAUUCAUUCCACAUUAAGAAGUCAGUUUGUUAAUUAUUAGUGAUUCAAAUAGUGACAUGAUUGGCUGCUCGAACAGCUGCUCACCCUCAUUCGAUGAUCAUAAGCAUUGUAAUCAGACAAUCAAUGGGAAGCAAAUUGGUGUAUACUGUAUUAGUGUAUGUCACAAAUGAUGUCUUGUUAGUUAGUAUAAGCUGAUCACCAGUGUUCAAACCUGGCUAACACCCAACUGUGGGUGAUCAAUAAGUAGUUCCAUCGAGCUGCUGCUCUAACCAUCUUGGGAAAUAAGAAACAACCUGCAAAUGCAGAGUUUAGACACAGCUAAGCUAGCCUCAAACCUGUCUCUGUACAGGUGUCAGGAUGAUUUCAACAAAGUGCUUCUCUGAUCAUUGAACCCCCCCCCCCCACACCUUUCUAAUAGAGAGGGGCUGCAGUGGUUGGCCAUGUGUAUGCAAAAGCAUGUAUUGUGACAAAAGGGGCUUAAUAAAGUGGCCAUGUUAUUUUGUUUUGCGA